AUGCCGCCCGUUGAGCGCGGCUGGAUCACCUUCUUCGUCGACCGCGUCUUCGGAUGGUGGUCCGGUCUCCCCCGAGAAACCAGCAGCUACACGACCGAAUUCAUCCAAAUCCCAAUCAACGAUGUAAAGCUCGCUGCAAAUAUCUAUCAACCAACCACUCCCCCUCUCGGCACAAUUCUCAUCCGCACAUCCUACGGUAUCGCACCGCUCAUGGCUCUUUCAAACGCACGUAUGUUCGCUUCACGAGGAUAUCAAGUCCUCCUCGCCGCCUGUAGAGGCACAGAUCCCUCCGACGGUCAGGAAAUCGUCCCCGCGGUUCAUGAAGCACAGGAUGGUCUUGCGACUGUGGCUUGGAUGCGUGAACAGCCUUGGUACACUGGUUCUUUCGCCACGUACGGAGGAUCGUACCUUGGGCAUACGCAAUGGGCUAUUCUGACGGACCCACCGCCGGAUAUGAAAGCUGCUGUUAUUAGUACUGGCCCAGUGGACUUUGGUGCUUUUACUUGGGGCACCGGGGCGAUGGAAACUCAUAUGAUUGCCUGGGCGGCUUUGAUGACUGCUCCGAAGCGGGGUAUCACUCCUGGCUUGCCGUACAUCAGAAAAUUACCUCAAAUACUACAGCCGGUGUAUGACUCUCUGCCUUUGAUGGACGGUGUAAAGGACCAUUUGCAGAAUAAGGAGCCACCUUGGCUGGAAGAAUUGAUCAGCCAAAGUGAUACAUCGACUCCGUUUUGGUCGAGGGCUAAUCAGAGUGUUGCACUGCAAAAGGUUAAGAUUCCCGUCUUGCAGUCUACAGGAUGGAACGAUAGCGUUUUGCCGAUGGUCAUGGACCAGCAUCGUGCUCUCGUGGAACAAGGAGCACCGACUUUCCUAACCGUCGGCCCAUGGUCACACCUUGGUUCACAACAAGGUCCAACAUUGAUUGAGGGCUUAAAGUUCUUUGAUCACUAUCUCGCUGGUCGCGACACGGCUCCUAGAACAUCAUCUUGUCGAGUUUUCGUUACAGGGUUGAAUGAAUGGCGAGAUUUGGCCAGCUGGCCUCCGCUUGCUUCGUCCAUACAAAGCUUCUGCCUAUCGCCCAAAACCCUGAGCAAGGAACAGCCUGAGCUUGCAUCGGUCUCAACCUUUACAUUCAACCCCAAUAACGCAACUCCUCCUAUCGGCAUGCCUCGACCUUUCGACGAUGUGCAGCCCGCAAACUACAAUGAUACCGAGCUCGCGAAAAGCUCCGAUGUUGCGGUAUUCGAUACCGCAACUCUCGAGACAGAUUUAGAAGUCUGCGGCAAGCCUACCAUCGAGCUUCAUCAUACCACCGAUAAUCCACACGCGGAUAUUCUAGUUCGCCUCAGCGAAGUGAAUAGCAGGGGAAAUUCUACACGUAUAAGUGAUGUUUAUAAGCGCCUAGAUCCUGCGAGAGGUCCUGAGCCGCUGAACCUUGCGUUGGUGGACUGCGCGCAUGUUUUCCGCAAGGGGAACAAACUCCGUGUGAUCAUCGCUGGUGGUGCACAUCCAGCUUACUUGCGCAAUCUGGGAACGGGGGAGAAUCAGGCAUAUGGGGCGAGGACUGAACCGGCUAUUCAUACGAUUCAUCAUUCUAAGGACACUGUGUCGAGACUGACUUUGCCUGUCAGGGGUUGA
Molecule: messenger RNA, 1638 nt
Organism: Fusarium fujikuroi IMI 58289
Lineage: Eukaryota; Fungi; Ascomycota; Sordariomycetes; Hypocreales; Nectriaceae
Exons: 1
Coding region: 1-1638 (545 amino acids)
Molecular function (GO): dipeptidyl-peptidase activity
Source: RefSeq, a predicted model, not a curated record